CAUCACUAUCGUGAAGAAACGUCAAACAGUUUCUGUUUAUUUCGCACAGUCACUGAAAAAGAAGAAACAGAUCGUGCAGUACCGAACAGAUCGGCGAAUAAUUUGUAGUCCGUGUAAUUUCUUAACAAUAAACAUGCUUGGAAUGGAAAACUUCCCCGAGUACGAGGUGCCUGGAGCACGCAAAGUGCAAUUUUAUCCUUACGAGUCGAACGGCGGGAGCGUUGUCGCUAUUGCCGGUGAAGAUUUUGCCGUCAUCGGUGCAGAUACACGUCUCAGCUCGGGUUACUCCAUUCACACACGCACGCAGAACAAACUGUUUCGUCUUUCGGACAAAACGGUUCUGGCAUCCACCGGAUGCUGGUGCGAUACGCUCGCACUAACCAGCCUGGUGAAGGUGCGGAUGCAAAUGUACAAGGAUCAGCAUCAGAAGAGCAUGUCAACGCCGGCUGUUGCUCAGAUGCUGUCCAUUCUGAUGUACAACCGACGGUUCUUCCCGUACUAUGUAUCGAACGUACUGGCCGGUUUGGAUCAGAACGGAAAAGGUGUUGUUUAUAGCUACGAUCCGAUCGGACACUGUGAGAUGACAACAUACCGCGCUGGAGGAUCAGCCGGACCACUGUUGCAGCCCGUGUUGGAUAAUCAAAUCGGCCAGAAGAAUAUGCUGAACGUGGAUCCGGAACCGGUCAAAAUGGAGAAAGCCGUCUCGAUCAUUAAGGACACGUUCAUUUCGGCUACGGAGCGCGAUAUCUAUACCGGCGAUUCCGUUAUCAUCAAUAUUAUUACAAAGGACGGUAUCAAGGAAGAAACAUUGCACCUCCGAAAGGAUUAAACUUUGCCUCAGGAGUGUCAAUGAAGGGGUUUUUCAUUUAUUUUUGGAUUAAUAAACAUGUAAAAUCCAUGUAAGAUGAUGAUGCGGUCAUGGAAAUUCUUUCUUAACAA
Messenger RNA from Anopheles funestus (African malaria mosquito), 939 nucleotides. It is a transcript of the gene Prosbeta6, whose product is annotated as proteasome subunit beta type-1. The record is from RefSeq and is a predicted model, not a curated record. NCBI's taxonomy places the organism in Eukaryota, Metazoa, Arthropoda, Insecta, Diptera, Culicidae. The transcript is spliced from 2 exons. Gene Ontology annotation, cellular component: proteasome core complex. Bases 134 to 829 code for a protein of 231 amino acids.